Talaromyces rugulosus is the source of this 3129-nucleotide messenger RNA. RefSeq lists its product as uncharacterized. The record is from RefSeq and is a predicted model, not a curated record. The coding region runs from base 1 to 3129 and encodes 1042 amino acids. The transcript has 4 exons. NCBI's taxonomy places the organism in Eukaryota, Fungi, Ascomycota, Eurotiomycetes, Eurotiales, Trichocomaceae.
AUGCCUCAACCAUUUUCUGAUACUAUCAAGUCUUCAGACACCCACGACUACAACUCUCGUUAUACCUUGUUUCGCUCGAAUGCGAAGUACACAGCGAGAGACGACAUGAUGGGGCGCCUUUAUGAACUCCUCAUGCUCUAUCUCCAGGAGGCCUUUUACUUCCUGUUGGCAGAGUCCAUAGUGCUUCUUCUUUUUGAAGUGCCUAUGGGCUCGGUCGCCGACAUCCUCCUGUGUCCUGUGUUUGCGGUGCCAGUGACUGACGUUCUUGACGUCCUGGCCUUCUGCUGCAUAUCAGCCACCGCAUCUUCGCUAUUCGGGGUCCUCAUCACAUUCCCCCAAAUUGCACCCAACGACUUGCGUGACUUCAUGCUGGAUGCAUUUUACCAUGCUCCUGUGGUCGCAGAUACGCCCGAAUACGAGUGGGAAGGGAACAGGGAACUCUACCUGUCCUUCCACUACGGAUUCAUGGUAUUCGUCCUCUUGUUCAUUUUCCUGUGCCUCGCGGCCGGGAUCAUGAUUCAGCCUGAGGUACCAUCCUGGCGGCCAUCGUAUCCAUCCUACGCUUGGCCCGCCCGUAUCUGCACCAUCCCACGCGCUCGUCUGGCCGAUAUCAUCGGUGCUUGCUUGCCAAUUCCUUCACAGGUUCUAGACUGGUCUUUACAGACCAACCAAGCUCUGUUUGUCGUCGUCUACCUUGGCUGGACGCUCUCUGCAGUUCUCCUCGCCGCCUGGACGACAAACAUCUUGGCCACGACCAUUGCUCUCUCUUCUCUGCUUUGGUCGGGCGUCCUGUCAGGACUACGCUGGAAAGUCCUGACACCGACGCCGUGCCUCGGAGGAUUAAGCACCGAUGAUCAAGUGUUUUGCUGGGGGCAAGUACCAGUUCUCUACCUGCGGUCCAUUACGGCUGGAUUGGCAGACUGGUACGACAAUAUGUAUGAGGACGACAGUGUGCGACACUUCCCCAUUUUCACCCUCCCCAUCGCCGGAGGUCUUACUGCCAUUGCCUGCGAACUCCUCUGGCAAGACAAGUACCCAGGCCUCUACACGCCGGAGUUUGUAAGAGAGGAGACCCGUCUAAAAAACGAGGUUCUCCUCGAUUACCAAACUUUCCUGGCUGGCCUGGUCAGUAAGACCGAUGGGCUGAAGGAAGUUCUCGUCGCAAUGUCCGGGCUACUUGCCAAUGCGCUGGCCCAAAACAAGGUGCUCUAUCACCGCCUCCUAUCUCUGCAAACCGCAAACUCUGAGCUUGAAAAGAGAUGCGACCAGAUCCCGCUGUACGCAUCCACACUCUCCCGUAACAGGGAUGAGUGCUUCUUGCUCAGAAGACAAAACACGGCUUUGCACGACCAACUGGACGCCUUGCGUCCUGAUACCGACGGCAAUACGGCUCUUUCGAAGAUUCAAGCGCUGGAAACCCAGCUAACUACCUUGCACCAGGAGGUAGAGAUUCUUCGAAAGGCCGGUCUGGAGAAAGAGCAAGAGCUUCGCUCCCUCCACCAGGCGGUAUCGACGGCCACGUCCAAGGCAACGGAGGCGGAGAAAAGGGCAGAUCACCUGUUCCAAGAACGUUCCAAUCAGACAAUCGACGCAGAGAGUCUGCGCCAGCAAUACUCGACACUGUUUAGCACCUGUGAACAGCUGUCGAGCGACAAGCAAAUCCUGGCGCAGCAACUUCAUGAGGCCUCGAACAAAGCGCAGCUCGCCCAGAAUUUCGAAAUGAACAUUCGAUCUUCCUGGAAAGCAUCCGAGCAGCGUGUUUGUUCCCUCACGACUGAGCUUGCCACUUUGAAGGCUCAGCACGACUCUUGCGUCCACGAGCUCGGUGAAGCAACCCAACGGCUUGACGUUACGACAGCCACGCUCAAGCUCCAGUCCGAGGAGCUUGGUGCGACAGAAACCGAGCUCGCCGACAAAGAAGCCACCCUGGCGCAGUUGACGAAUACUCUUCGUCAGACCGAACAUCGCCUGGCGGAAUUGGAACCUUCGGCAACACAGCUGAUCCACGAUCAGCAUAAGAAACACGAAGCGCGCCAACUGAGAGACAAGCUCGACAAGGAGAGAGCAGAGAACCGCGUCCUCCGCGAGAACAUGUCACAGCUGGAGACUGAGCUCCGCCAACUUCGAAGCCAAGCCAUGGGCCCCAGCCCAUCCGCUUCCUUGUCUCGCAGCCAGUCCGAUACCGAUCCUGAAAAGGAGAGGCUGAGGAGUGAACUGAGGAACAAGGAGGCGGAGCUUCAGGGAGUGAGGCUCCAGCUGUCCAACGCUCAGUUGGCCCACAGACGUCCCGGGUCAAACCCCUUCAUGCCGCCACGCCGCAGGCUUCUUGUCGAUCGUCAAGGAAAAACUACUUUGCCUCCUUUUCUAUUCAUUGGGUGGGCGACUGCCGCCGCAUCGUCGACAACUAUUAGUUUUAGGCUUCAAACAGCUGAAACUACCCAAAGAUCAACCAACAAUAACACCGGCGAUAAGCUUAUUGCCUCAAACUUUAGCCAAGAUGCUUUGGGUGUUAUGAUCAUCCGCGACGAAGACACAAAGGAGACCGAAGCCAACUCGUGGAUUCCCGUGGCCAAGUUGCUCAAUUCCGAUCACAUCUAUGGCAUACUUUCUCUCUCUCUAUCAACGCGUCUGGGCUGGAUAGGUCAUCAUAUCAUCAAGUUGACGGAGCAGUUUCGUUAUCGCUCUAUCUUUACCGAGUGGCCGAACAAGAGGACUUAUAAGGGGCUUCUCACUAGCCACCAACGUACCGAAGCAAUUAAGGUCAAUGCCAACUUUUCAAAAGCAAUAGCAAAUGAAUUUGCUUUCAACGGCGAUGCAUCGACCUAUUUUGGCAACAUGGUGGCUAGCGUAGAAGGCUCCACAUGUGUCGUCGAUGAAGUCUCGAAGAGUCGACACAAUGACCAUAACUGGAAAUACUCUGAGUACACAAAGUCGUAUCGGGAUGAUAGCAUCGAGGAAUGGGACCUUUUCAAAAAGUCGGAUCAGUGUCGUGCUAUGGGACAGCCCGGCUUUACAAACACGGCAGGGCUGCUAUCUCGACCCUCAAACAACAACAUAUGGAGCCGUGCUACCGCAAAACCUCGCAAGAAUUCGUAUUCGGACUUGAUGUUGCCUUGUGAUACGAUGUGA